Molecule: messenger RNA, 1590 nt
Organism: Meleagris gallopavo (turkey)
Lineage: Eukaryota; Metazoa; Chordata; Aves; Galliformes; Phasianidae
Source: RefSeq, a predicted model, not a curated record
AUGGCCAAAGGGCUCACAAUAGUGUUAGGAGUGUCUGCUCAGUUUGAAGGGUGCAACAAGGCGUUUUCUAGGCUUGAGAACCUUAAGAUUCACCUCCGAAGUCAUACUGGGGAGAAGCCGUACCUGUGUCAGCAUCCAGGCUGCCAGAAAGCCUUCAGCAACUCCAGUGACCGGGCAAAGCAUCAGCGAACGCACCUGGAUACUAAACCAUAUGCCUGUCAGAUUCCUGGCUGCUCCAAACGCUACACGGACCCCAGCUCUCUGCGCAAGCAUGUGAAAGCUCAUUCAGCCAAAGAACAACAGGUGCGUAAGAAGCUAAAUUCAUGUACUGAUAUCGAACAGGAUGUACUCAGUGAGUGCUUAGCUAUACAACAGCUCCACACAUCUUCACAACACAUUUUGGAUGGGAAAUGUGGUAGAUCUGUAGGUCAUCAUGACUUAAUCACAGGCAUGUACAGUGGUUCCAGCACUAACCAUAAUGGCCCCUCACCAGGUAUACUGCCUCAUGACAUCCCUUCAAGACAUCAUCCUCUUGACUCGGCCCUUUCCAGUCCACAUCACCAUCAGUCAUCAUUGGAGAGCGCCAGGGAAGGGCUGGCUCCCAACAUAAUCUCUCCACUUGUCAGCCCCCUGAAAGCAUUAGUUCCACCUUCCCUACUGCAGAAACACAGCUCUCCAUCAUCGCACAGCCAAUCACCAAAUGGGCAGCAGUUUUCUGGAAUACCAAAUAAACCGUACGCUCAAUUUCAAAACCAAUCUGUACAGCAGGGAUCUCAAGGUUACCAAGGCAGCUUUCACUCAAUACAAAACUGUUUCCACUAUGGAGACUGCUACAGAACAAUGGACCAGUCUGUCACCAGUGAUGUGCUAACAGGGGAAUCCCAUUGCUUUAAUCCUCUGAGACAUAAUGGCUAUCACAUACUCAGUGCACCUUUAGCUUCAACAGGCUAUGAUGCAGUCUCUGAAGCACAGUGUGUAUCUGAAGACAUGGUCUCCAAUGGAACCGAUGAGAAUGGAUUUUUCCCAAAUGGCGCCUUUGAUCACUGCUUGAAUCACAUUCCUCCCAUCUACACAGAUACCUAAGAGCAGUGUUGACCUUACUUCCUUUACUAUACCUAUAACUGUGUAUGUAAUAACAAAGGUGUUCAAGUACUUUUAUUUAGUCUGUAUCCCUAUAUGUGCUCAUUUAAGUAAACACCUCACAUUUACCAAACCAUUUUAUACACAAAUAGUCUGUGUAAGAUAAUAUUGAAACCUGUUCCUUGGCUGUGGCACUUUGAAAUUCAUGCUUUAAGGGAAUGAGGAGCAUUUCAAGCCGCUUGUUUUGUAAGUUCUCUUGAUAAAGUGUAAAUGUAAGUUAUAUAAUAAACUUGUAAAGAGGGUUUUUUUCCCUGAAAAGUAUGUUUCAAUUUGAGAAUGUCAGUCCCCUUAAUCAGUUUUUUUCUUAAAUCACUGGUCAAUUCUUCUUUUUUUUUAAUAACUAAAAGGAUUCUUUUUUUAAUCCCAGACCUCAUGUAUAUAAAAUUUUCAUUUGCUCAGCUUGUUUUAUAUGUUCAAUUUUACAAGAAAGCAUUAAAAACUGGAAACAAG